AUGAAAAAAAUUACGGUCAAAUUAGUGUCCUGCAUAAUACAAAAUUGCUAUACAAGUAAAUGUACAAAUCUCAUGAUUUACAUGGGUUUCACAAUGACUAAGAUACUUCAUAAUAAAAUACUUUUAGUUCCCAAAGAUAAAAGGCUGCAUCUAGAAUCAAUAUUCAUUUUGUUCAGCCUAGUAAGGAAAAAAUUCGGAAAUUUUCAGUAA
This is a messenger RNA of Phytomonas sp. Hart1, 210 nucleotides long. The record is from the annotation of a GenBank genome assembly. Lineage: Eukaryota; Euglenozoa; Kinetoplastea; Trypanosomatida; Trypanosomatidae.